Clonostachys rhizophaga is the source of this 1506-nucleotide messenger RNA. The record is from the annotation of a GenBank genome assembly. NCBI's taxonomy places the organism in Eukaryota, Fungi, Ascomycota, Sordariomycetes, Hypocreales, Bionectriaceae.
AUGUCAGAAUCUCACCAUCUGCCAGAUAAACAUGAAACCGACCUUGUGGAUGGCGUCUCGCCAUCGCAUGGAAGCAAUGUCGAUGCCGAGGUUGCCAUUGAGUAUGUUAUUGACCCUGUUAUGGAGGCCAAGCUGGUUCGCAAGCAGGACCUGCGAGUCCUGCCCAUGGUCUUCCUCAUGUACUUCUUCACCUUCCUAGACCGGACCAACUUGGGCAACGCCCGCGUCGCUGGCCUUGAUAAGGAUCUUGGUUUGGGGACGUAUGGCUUCAACAUCGGUGCCUGCAUAUACUAUGCUAUUUAUUUCUUUGCGGAUAUUCCUGCAUCGCUGAGCGUCAAGAAGUGGGGUUUCAUCGUCUUACCCGCCAGUUGUAUCGCGUUCGGCAUCGUGACUCUUGCCACGGCCUUUAUCCACAACCAGGCCAGCUUCUACGUCAUCCGCCUGCUUCUCGGCCUUACAGAGUCUUUUCAAUUCCCUGGCCUGAGCUAUGUGGUGUCCCGCUACUAUCGUCGUAGCGAGGUUACCACACGCGUAUCGUUCUUUAUGCUUGCUGCUGCAGGUCUGGCUGGCGGUUUCGGUGGGCUCCUGGCCUCCGCGCUGCUCUCUAUCCCCAGUAUCGGCACUGUCAGCUCUUGGAGGAAUAUUUUCCUUGUGGAAGGUAUAAUUACGAUUGUUGUAGGUAUCAUCUCAUUAUAUCUCUUCCCAGACGACCCGUCAAAGACUCGUAUUUUCAAUGAGUCAGAGCGUGCCCUAGCUAUGGCUCGUAUCUUCUAUGAUCAACCCGCCAUCGUUGACCAUAAGGAACGAAUCACCUGGAGCCUCGUCAAGCGCGGUGUUUUCAACGUCAAUGUCAUGGUUGGCGCCUGGAUCUACAUAUGCGACCAGAUCACUGUGCAGGGCCUGUCGAUUUUCACACCUACUAUUCUACGCCUCAACUAUCCAGGCCGAUCAACGGUUGAGAUCCAAUUGUUAUCCGUACCCCCACCCAUCGUCGGCAUGAUAUUUGGUCUUGGUGUCGCCUAUGUUACCAUGAAGACACGCAUGCACGGAGUUGCCAUCGCGCUCUGCGCAAGCCUGUGCGUAAUCGGCUACUCUAUCUGGCUGGCCUCGACCAAUGUGCAGGCUCGCUACGCUGCCAUAUUCCUCAACACGGCUGGCGGAUAUAGCUUCGGGACACUGAUUCUCAGCUGGACGCUGGCCAACGCCGCGCCUGACACCGUGCGGAAUGUAGCUAACGGUGCUGUUUCGGGUCUGGCCAACAUCGGGUCUAUUACUGCUACUUGGAGCUACAUCAGCACUGACGCCUCUUCUGGCUACCGUAUCGGAAACAGCCUGAACACGGCCACCGCGGGCUCGGUUAUUGUGGCAUCAAUUGGUCUCUUGUUAUACCAGCGUUGGGAAAAUAGGAAGCGAGACAACGGCGGUCGCGAUUACCGAUUGCAGGCGCCCCCGGAGCAGGUUGCCACCCUCGGAGACAGGCACCCGCAGUUCAGAUAUAUCCAUUAG